CUCAAAUUGAGCCCUGAACCUGCAGUCAUUCCAAAGACUCCUCCCCAAAGUGUCAAAGCCCUAAGUAGACCCCUUGCUAUCACUGGCCAUCAGAGCACCCUCUUCUGUCAUUCAAACCUACAAAAUUGCCCUCUCGUCAACAACGCCCCAGUCAGACUUGCUUUUUGAAGUCUCCUGUAAGGGCUCUAUUCUGUCAGCCGGACCCCUGCUCACCUCUUCCCUUCACUAACGUCCACCGAGACCCCACGCCUGCUAUCAGCUCUCAAAUACUCUCUCUGCAGUCAUCAGUAUCCCUCACAGACCUCCCGAUCGCCCGCUCUAUCCUCCCCUCUGCCGAGUACCCCUCUAAGCCCCUCUCCUGCCCCGCCCCUUGACACGCCCUUUGAGGCGGUGUCCGGCGAGCGGCGCCGGAAGCCCCGCCCCUCCCGGUUGCUAGGCUCCGGCAGCCGGAAGUCCCGCCUGCCGUGUAGUCGCCGCCGCCGCCGCCGUCGUUGUUGUCGUGGUUGGUUCGCUGAGCUCCGCGGCUCCGAGAGCCGGCUGCGUCCCUUCUUCGCCGCCGCCAUGAAGUGGAUGUUCAAGGAGGACCACUCGCUGGAACACAGAUGCGUGGAAUCUGCGAAGAUCCGAGCGAAAUACCCCGACCGGGUUCCGGUGAUUGUGGAAAAGGUCUCAGGCUCUCAGAUUGUUGACAUUGACAAACGGAAGUAUCUGGUUCCAUCCGACAUCACUGUGGCUCAGUUCAUGUGGAUCAUCAGGAAAAGGAUCCAGCUUCCUUCUGAAAAGGCGAUCUUCCUGUUUGUGGAUAAGACAGUCCCACAGUCCAGCCUAACUAUGGGACAGCUUUACGAGAAGGAAAAAGAUGAAGAUGGAUUCUUGUACGUGGCCUACAGUGGCGAGAACACUUUCGGCUUCUGAGGCCGGCGCUGGGCUGGUGCGGCGUUCCUGCUGUGGAUCUUGUAAAUAGCCGGCCAUUUUCAGUUACUCUACCAGAACCUCUUGACAUAGACCUAUCAGUGCAUUUGUAACUGGAUUUAUUUCUUAAUAUAUUGGGAGGUUUUGUUUCCUUAGACUAGUAAAUUAUCACAGAGUUUUAUUUUGCGUUUUUUCUUUCUGUGCACUGUCCUCGUGACUGUACCCUCCAGAGAACUCGUUCCUCUGGGACUCUUAUUUAAUGAAGAUAUUUCCAUAUUGAAGUGAGGGAGGUGGGAAUUAAAGUGAAAGGGGAGAUGAUGCGUUUAUUCUGGAUUAUGUUUGAAGUGUUAGAUGGUGAAGUGUUAAAAGCAUCCAAAUUAAAUCCAUAGCAAUCAGAACACUUGCUUUACUAGAUUUUGCCAACUGCCAGUCAUGUUGGACUGAGCUAAUCUGUUCCUCUUUCUGAAACUAUUAAGGUAAAUAAUUAACAAUAAAACUUCCUCUUAUAAAGGCA
Cervus elaphus (red deer) is the source of this 1426-nucleotide messenger RNA. RefSeq names its product GABA type A receptor associated protein like 2 (gene GABARAPL2). The coding region runs from base 562 to 915 and encodes 117 amino acids. Gene Ontology annotation, cellular component: autophagosome; cytosol; autophagosome membrane. The record is from RefSeq and is a predicted model, not a curated record. Gene Ontology annotation, biological process: macroautophagy; autophagy of mitochondrion; cellular response to nitrogen starvation. The transcript is spliced from 4 exons. Lineage: Eukaryota; Metazoa; Chordata; Mammalia; Artiodactyla; Cervidae. Gene Ontology annotation, molecular function: ubiquitin protein ligase binding.